Exophiala viscosa is the source of this 1334-nucleotide messenger RNA. RefSeq lists its product as uncharacterized. Gene Ontology annotation, molecular function: metallopeptidase activity. The record is from RefSeq and is a predicted model, not a curated record. The transcript has 3 exons. Lineage: Eukaryota; Fungi; Ascomycota; Eurotiomycetes; Chaetothyriales; Herpotrichiellaceae. Bases 228 to 1208 code for a protein of 326 amino acids.
UGACGACAGCGUCUCAGAAGAUAGCUCCUUCGACUCACCAACGUAUAUUCAUUUGUUACCACCACGACAAACAAAAAAAACAUAUUCUUCCUCGAAUGGCAAACAUGGCCUCUCGCUGGGAUCCAGUGACAGCUGCGUUGUAUUCAAAUCUCACAACAUCUCUCUUCUGACCAAACACCUACUGCGACCCGAGCGUGCUUGCUAUCAGCAGAGAGCUCACAGCCACCAUGAUGCUGCUCACACUCCUUUUCACCAUCUUGCUGAAUCUUACGUCGUGCUUCGCAGUCGGGCCAUCUCUGGUCUUCCCGCCCGGCACCACGGCGAAAACAAGAGGCCAGAUCCUGCAGGGUUUCAAUGACGCCUUGACACUGGCGAGAGUCGUAGUGGUGAUUGGCAAGCCUUGUGAUCCAGCGUUUCUUCGCUAUUUCCAACCACAAGACUGGCCUCUCGUUCAAGGAAUGUUCAGACAAAUUGCAAACAUACCCCUGAACCUUGGUAUCGACCAGAACAGUAUCGACAGCUUGCUCCAAUCGUUCAACACGCCUGCCACAUACAACCCUCUCUUUGAAGGGCUGAGCAUCGCUGCUGGAGACAACCCCUUCCUCAGAAUCCCGCCGAAAUGCGGCACCCCCCUACCACCCAAUGCGUAUCUUGCCUUUGAUAACACCCCGGGUGCGCAAUUCUCUGGACUGAUGGCCAUUUGCCCCGGAGCAGAGGUUCUCACGGAGCGUCUUGACCUUGCUGGCACGGAGAACCCGCCCGCUUGGGCGAGGGUCAAUGACGAUCCAAACGGGCAGACUUUGCCUGGUUGGGGCUGCGAUGGAUUGGGAGACCAUGACAACAGUUUCAUGACGGUGACCGGAUCAACGGUUCUACACGAGUUUUUCCACUGGCCGAUCAUACUGCAAGACGUUCCCGGGUACAACACUUUCAUUCCGCCAGAUUCGCACGGUAAUCACCAAAUUGGCGACAACACUGGGACUGCCAUCGGCUUGUCUCAUUCAUACGGGCCGUACAAUACCAGACUCAUCAACCUGCUGGCGCCAAAUCCGGUGACAGGCAAGUCGCAGUCGAUCCAGAAUGCGGACAACUAUGUUUGGUAUGCAUUGUCCUUGUACUGGUCUUGGAAAUGCGGAAGACCCUUUGGUCCAGGCCAGUCGGACGCCGAUAAGAACAAUAUCCUAGAGAGAAAGCCGCCACCAGCAUGAACACAUUAGAAAAGCGAGAAAAAGAGUUACUCGCGGCAUUGGCAUUCUGCAGAUAGUCUGUCUUUAAAGAACGAUGCUGCUUGAUGGUGUACUCAUAUUAAACAUAAGGAGAAUACUGAAUUCCUG